CAUCUGCCAGGAAGUGGGAGACUUCACUCUGAAGUAACCGAUAAGCAGGUGUGAAGCAUGAAGAUCAACUCCGCUCUUCAGGCUGCUAUUGACCUCACAGCAGGAGCUGCAGGUGGGACAGCGUGCGUGGUGACUGGCCAGCCCUUUGACACCGCCAAGGUGAAGAUGCAGACAUUCCCCGACAUGUACAAAGGAAUUGUUGACUGUUUUGUGAAAACCUAUAAGCAAGUGGGGUUUCGAGGCUUCUACAAGGGAACCACGCCAGCACUUGUAGCCAACAUUGCAGAGAACUCCGUUCUGUUCAUGUGCUAUGGAUUUUGCCAGCAAAUUGUGAGAAGAAUUGUUGGAGUAGACAGGAAAACAAAGCUCAGCGAUCUGCAGAAUGCUGCUGCAGGCUCCUUCGCCUCCGCCUUCGCCACCCUUGUCCUCUGCCCCACAGAGCUGGUGAAGUGCCGGCUGCAGGCCAUGCACGAAAUGCAGUUGACGGGAAAGAUAAUCCAGGGACGUAAUACAGUUUGGUCAGUAGUGAAGGGUGUUAUUCAAAAGGAUGGUCCCCUUGGAUUUUACCGUGGCCUGUCAAGCACUUUGCUGCGGGAAGUCCCAGGCUAUUUCUUCUUCUUUGGAGGUUAUGAAUUGAGCCGGACAUUCUUUGCUUCUGGGAGAUCAAAAGAUGAAUUAGGUCCCAUUCCUUUGCUAUUAAGCGGAGGUUUUGGAGGCAGCUGUCUGUGGAUUGCUGUGUAUCCUGUGGACUGUAUCAAAUCUAGAAUUCAAGUUCUUUCAAUGGCUGGAAAACAGACAGGCUUCAUGGGCACAUUUGUAACUGUUGUGAGAACUGAAGGUGUACUUGCCUUGUAUUCUGGACUUAAGCCAACUAUGAUCCGUGCAUUCCUGGCCAACGGGGCACUGUUCCUUGCCUACGAGUACAGCCGGAAACUUAUGAUGAAACAAAUAGAUUCGUACUGA
This is a messenger RNA of Apaloderma vittatum (bar-tailed trogon), 963 nucleotides long. Its product is annotated as mitochondrial ornithine transporter 1-like. The record is from RefSeq and is a predicted model, not a curated record. The transcript is spliced from 6 exons. Bases 58 to 963 code for a protein of 301 amino acids. Gene Ontology annotation, molecular function: L-ornithine transmembrane transporter activity. Lineage: Eukaryota; Metazoa; Chordata; Aves; Trogoniformes; Trogonidae. Gene Ontology annotation, biological process: mitochondrial L-ornithine transmembrane transport.